AAAAAUUUAUUUUAGAAGGUCGAACGACCGAAAAGUUUCUGUAGUUGGCUCAUUCCCCACUCCAAGUUAUCACGGGUUUACCCAAUUAUAGUUGACCUGAGGUCAGUCAGCAAAACAAUCAGCUCUUUAACACAGACCUUCGAUCAUAUAUAACCAUUGUAUUCUCUGCUUCGUCGGUUUACACUCGUUUGUAGCUGCAAUUAAGUGGUCGAAAUACAUAAAUGAGUUGAAAGAAAAAGAAAGUUUAUAAUGCAAUCUCUUAAAGCUUGGCUUUAAAGAGAGUAGUUUUUAGUGUCAUAAUUUUAUAUACAACUGCUACGUUAGAGACAUGAAACGGACAGCGACCCGCCUCCUUUUAUUCGGCUGAUGGUCCGAAAAUAUUUACUCGGUUAUCUAAAAAUACAUCUCCGCAUGAAAUAGGAAUCGAUACAUCGUAUUUUAUUCUGUUAAUCUCAACUCGAACAGGAAUAAAGGAAUGACAGUUUUCUGUAUAUAUUUGUGUCUAAACAUGCUCGCACCUUGGCAACACAACAACAAUUUCUCUUCUCAAAGGUGUGUUUAUUUAUUUAUUCAUCCACACAUUCUUUAUCUCCACAGUAACCGUCGGAUCUUCGUCUACACCGAGGGAAAGAUACAGAAAAAAUUAACGAAUGAAAAAUGCCAAGUGCUGGAGGCGUGUGCCCUCCAAUAAUUACACCUUUACAUAACCGGCCUACAACAAAUUCAAUAACAACCAAAAUUAAUAUAUCUACUUUGAUUCAAUUAAGUUCAGAAACACAAGGUUGCCGUAUAUAUUUUACAACUGAUGGGACGAAACCAAGUCAUUUCAAACGUAAAGUGGCUGGUCGGGAAAUCACAUUCAAAUACUUUGCUCCAUUUACUCUGAAACCUGGGAAGAGAACAAUUAAGACUAUUGCUGUGUCCAGAGAUGGACUUCAAGAAAGUGUUGUUGUCACUAAAACAUUUUUUGUGGAAAAUAUCCAAGAGUCUGAUACCGACAAUUCAUGUGAAUACUUCCGCCCAGUCAAAAGCAACGAACCUUUCAAAUCCUCCAGUUAUUAUAGUAAAAAUGACCAUUUCCUGUCUGAAGGAGAAGACAAAGACAACCAAAUGGUAUCUGUUCAACAAUCAAGAGAAUUCCCUGUUAAUCAAGCUUGGGAAGAAAAAAAUGAGGAUAUCUAUGACCACAGAAUUAAUUACAGAAAUUCUUCAGAGAUGCAGGAACUCCAAAAAUCUAUCCAGCCAACCAACUAUUCUGGGACACAAAUCAAUAUGUUUGGAGUGCCUCCCAAUCUAUCCAGAAAUUUCCAUGAAUAUUUUAAUCAAUUCCAACCCAAACCCACACAAUAUGGAUUUAUCACCGAACAAAUGAUACGUGGUCUGAAUGAUAAUAACAGGGCUGUAACUAUUGGUGAAAUAAGGAACAUCAUUGAAGAAAAUCAGCAGAAACAGAAUCCUGAAGUGAGGCAGCCUGCUCCUUUGGCUUUGCCCGAAGCUCCUGUCAAGACAAAGGUUGUUGAACGCCUUACAUAUCGGGAUCCACCACUACAAGAUGUCAGUGUAGGUCACGGUAACCUCAAUGAACAGAUUCUACACAUUUACAGUCAUUUGUUGAAAUACUCUAAACUUGAUGGAGACUUUCGCUCUAAAGUCUCAUAUCCAUGUUUCGGUAAAGUUUUGACAAGUGACUUUGAAGAUGAAGAAGAUUGCUACAGAAUAACUCUGAUAAUGGAAAAGCCUGGUGUUCAACGUGCUCCUCGUCACAAACUGCUCAAAUCUAGAAAUGUUUCAAGACCACAAACUGACACAGAUGAGAAAAAGAAAACUCCCAAGAAAAUUCCAAAAUCAGAUCCAUAUUUUGAAAUGGAAAUGGAAGAUAUUGAGGUAAGGCCACAAACUAACACAGUUGAGAAAAACAAACCAGUUUCUGUAAAUCCACAGCUGCUGCGGGAGAAAAUUCCAAAAUCAAAUCCUGCUUUUGAAAAGAAAGUUAUGGAUAUUGAGGUAAGACCGCAAGUUAAGACCGUUGAGAAAAAGAAACCAGUUGCUGUAACUCCACAGCCACCAAACAAAGAAACUCCAAAGAAGGAAAUUCCAAAAAUGGACCCUUAUUUUGAAAUGGAAGUUGAAGAUAUUGAGGCUCAAGAGGGAACAGUGAAGAGUUACCCCAAAUUCAAUGCUGAACAAGAUUGUGAACUUCUAAGAGAAGCUAUGAAAGGAUUAGGAACUGAUGAGGACAUGAUUAUAAAUGUAUUAGCAUACAGGUCAAGCCCACAACGUCAAGAAAUUUUGAAGAAAUUUAAAACUAUGUUUGGAAAGGAUUUAGUUGCAGAAUUGAAAAGUGAACUGAGUGGCAAUUUAUGUGAGUGUGUGAAAUCUCUAUGUAUGGCACCAGCAGAAUUUGAUGCCAAGCACCUCCGAAAUGCUAUGAAGGGUCUUGGAACUAAUGAAACCGUCCUUAUUGAAAUCCUCUGCACACGUUCAAACGCUCAAAUCAAAGAAAUCAUUUCAACUUAUAAGAAAAUUUUCAAUCGAGACUUAGAGAAAGACAUAAUUUCUGAAACAUCCGGACAUUUCAAGAGACUUCUUGUGGCACUGGUGUCUGCCAACCGAAGCGAAAGCAAACAAGUGGACCGGAACAAAGCCAACCAGGAUGCUAAAGCAAUGUACCAAGCCGGUGAAGGCAAAUGGGGAACCGAUGAGUCAAAAUUCCAUACCAUUCUCGUCACUCGAAGUUACCCUCAGCUGAGGGCCACAUUUGUCGAAUAUGCAAAGAUUUCCCGUAAGAGCAUUGAGGAUGCCCUGAAGAGUGAACUCAGUGGAGAUCUUUUGACUGGCAUGCUCACCAUUGUGCGAUGCAUCCAAAACAAAGCCAACUAUUUUGCUCGUCAACUGAUGAAAUCGAUGCAAGGUCUGGGCACGGAUGAUGAUACUUUGGUCAGAGUUGUUACGUCACGCUGUGAAAUUGACAUGGUGCAGAUUAAGAAAGAAUUCUUCAACCUUGCAAGCCAAAAAUUGGAAGAUUAUAUUUCUGGUGAUAUCUCAGGAGAUUACCUCAAGAUAAUUUUGGCCUUAGUCGCUGGUGGAAAACCUCCUGAUUUAAAAGUCAUGGGAGGAAAAGCUCUGGUGCAGUCAGUUCAGAAUAAAAGUGUAAAACAAUUGGAUAAAGAAGUGAAAAUGGAAUCCGAAGAUAUACAGGUUAGUAUAGAUUUAUUCUGUGAAGUUAUAACAUCAGGCUUUGGUACUGAUGAAGCUGCCAUCAUAGAUGUAAUAACCCAUCGAUCAUGCAACCAGAGACAGAAAAUAAUGCAAACCUUUAAGACCAUGUUUGGAAAGGAUUUAAUAAAAGAAUUGAAAAGUGAACUUAGUGGUUGUUUCCGUGAUACAAUUCUUGGUCUUUGUAUGAAACCAGUUGAGUUUGAUGCCACCAAUCUAAAUAAAGCCAUGAAGGGUUUGGGUACAAAUGAGAAAACUUUGAUUGAAAUAAUCUGUACCAGAACAAACCAACAGCUGAAAGAAAUCAAAGAAGUUUAUAAAACAAUGUUCAAGAACAGCCUGGAGGAUGACAUAGCAGGAGAUACAUCAGGACACUUCAAGAACCUGUUAAUUAGUCUUGUACAAGGAAACCGAGAUGAAAAGAAGUCUUUUGAUCGAAACAAGGCUAAGCAAGAUGCUGAAGAACUUUACAAGGCUGGAGAGAAGAAAUGGGGAACUGAUGAGUCUCGCUUUAAUGCCAUUCUUUGUUCAAGGAACUAUUCUCAGUUGCGAGCCACUUUCCAAGAAUAUAUUUUAUUAUCGCAGAAGGAUAUAGAAGAUGUCAUCAAAUCAGAAAUGUCAGGAGACCUCAAAAACAGUAUGCUGGCCAUAGUUCAAUGCAUUCGAAACAAGGCCAUGUUUUUUGCCAGUGCCCUGUACAAAGCUAUGAAAGGACUUGGUACUGAUGACAAAACGGUAAUUCGGAUCAUCGUAUCGCGUUCAGAGGUUGAUAUGGUGCAAAUAAAACAGGAGUUUCAGAAAGCAUACAAAGAGACUUUGGAAAGUUUCCUUAAAGGUGACUUAUCGGGGGAUUACUUGAAAACCAUGUUAAAUUUAACUGGAAAUAGCUAAAAGCAAAAAAGAAAAACUUCAAGAGUGAACAGUUACUGGAUCUGAAAACUGAACUAACCAAAAUCCUUUCUCACACACACAUUACGCAUUUUCAUGCUUUUGCAGUCAAAUACUCUCUAACAAAGACACCUACAUGCGUUCUCAUAAACACACACUAACAAAAAAAAAAAAGUCAGUCUUUUACUUUACAAUUAUUAUAAAGUCACUCUUUCUUAGACAAUACAAUGCUUAUACAAAAUACUUAAAAGUAAUGUACAGACUUUCUCGCACAUACACGCAUAGGAUUACACAUUCACACAAAUACAUAACGUAUUCCUCUCAUGCAUGCACCUAAACACAUACAUGCACUGCACAUGCAGUUUUUAUAUGCUUAUAUAUAUUAUAUUAUAUAUAUGUGUGAAAACUUACUGUACAACUGUUCAACCAGUAAGGUUAGAAUUGAUUUCAAUUAAUGAAUUACAAAGGACUAAAAAUAAAAAUCAACAUGUUCAACUAA
Molecule: messenger RNA, 4603 nt
Organism: Octopus bimaculoides (California two-spot octopus)
Lineage: Eukaryota; Metazoa; Mollusca; Cephalopoda; Octopoda; Octopodidae
Product: annexin A6
Cellular component (GO): nucleus; plasma membrane; vesicle membrane
Molecular function (GO): calcium ion binding; phosphatidylserine binding; calcium-dependent phospholipid binding
Source: RefSeq, a predicted model, not a curated record